Capsaspora owczarzaki ATCC 30864 is the source of this 1127-nucleotide messenger RNA. RefSeq lists its product as hypothetical. Lineage: Eukaryota; Filasterea; Ministeriida; Capsasporidae. Bases 56 to 1009 code for a protein of 317 amino acids. The record is from RefSeq and is a predicted model, not a curated record. The transcript has 5 exons.
UUGUUGGAGAGGACACAGUCCGCUUUUUUUUUUUUUGUUUUUUUCGCUUUCAAAGAUGCAGGUCGCUCUGGAUACGCUGACUGCGCUCGAUGAGUUCUUCUUUGAGCCCAUUGCAAAGCACCUGCAUUCACUGCAUCCCAACCUUCCCUCGAUCGCCGACCGCGUUACGUCCGUGCAAGGCAGCUGGCACCUGUCGCCCAAGCAGCACGCCAUCGAGUUUGUCAUCUACAACAUCCUGUUUGCACUUGCAGUGUGGCUCGCAGCCAAGCGCCUGCCCAACUGGAGCACGCUGGUGUCGGAGACCACCGUCCCGCUGUCGUCCCGCGGCUGGUUCCCAAGGCUUCUGGAUGCGCUCUGCACGGUUGCCAUGCUCGUCUUCUACGGAUCGGCCAUCUACUACAAGACGGUGCGCGGCCACCUGCUCUUCUUGCUCCAGCCAUGCCACAUUUUCAGCGUCCUGCUCCUCCUGCUCUGCUUCUGGCCGGAAAAGAGCCUCAAGCGGCACGUCCUGUUUCACAUUCACAUCCACUGUCUGUGGGGCGCACUCCUGGCGUUGGUCUUCCCGGACUUUCGUGAUUACGGAAUGUAUCUCGAAAUCCACUUCUUCAUCAUGCAGCAUUUGGCGCUCGUCAUUGUCCCCCUGGUGUGGGUUUACACGGGUCGUUUCCCGCUCGUCUCCAUGUACGGCCGCGGCUUUUCGGUGACCAUCUUUGCCUUCUUUGUGCAUGCGCUCUACCACUCGUUCGUCCUCGCUUCGUUGGCCCUGUAUACUGGCAACAACCUCAACUACCUGAUGUCGCCGCCCACUGGCAUUUUGGAGAGCUUUGGCAGCUUCUAUCGACCCGUCAUGUACGCCUUCUGCCUGGUCCUGACGAUUAUCGUCCGCUUUGUUGUCAUUGGCACUGCUGCCAAGCUUCUCCGUAGCAAGCCCGUCGACGUGAAUGCCAACGGCCACUUUGAGGUGUACACCAGCCCCGCUGUUCAGCAUCAGCACCAGCAUCAAGAAUAAGCGCAUUUGUCUGUGACGAUGUAUGUUUCUCGUUUUCUUUUUGCAAUCUUAAGUCUCCUUCAGUUUUCAAUGCUGUCUUGUUCUCAUGCAACACUAAUACAAACUUCAUCCACCAACA